Molecule: messenger RNA, 5389 nt
Organism: Mobula hypostoma (lesser devil ray)
Lineage: Eukaryota; Metazoa; Chordata; Chondrichthyes; Myliobatiformes; Myliobatidae
Gene: exoc2
Product: exocyst complex component 2
Exons: 31
Coding region: 658-3444 (928 amino acids)
Biological process (GO): exocytosis; Golgi to plasma membrane transport
Cellular component (GO): exocyst
Source: RefSeq, a predicted model, not a curated record
AUAAAAUCGUCCUGCGAACCGCAUCCGCGGUGACCCACGCACACUCACCCGGAAGUCCCGCCCUACCACUCGCGCCUGACUCGGAUGUUGUUUAUCUGCCAGUGACGUCGCGCCUGCCGGAGAGGACGAGGGUGAAUAUCUUCUACAUUCAGUUUGAUGCACAGAGUGAUGUGCCUGUGAGGAAGAUCCCCCUCCCUGCGAGCAACAGACACUCUGUCUAGUGGCAACUGAUGUGAGGAAGACCCUAGCCAGGAUCAACCCACGAAAAACUGCAGAGCCAGAUAACAUGCUUGGUCUCAUGCUGAGGGACUGUCAACCCAGUUAACUGAGGUGCUAACAGACAUCUUCAACGUCUCUCUGUUCCCUCAGGCUUCAAGGCGGCUACCAUCCCAACGCCCAAGAGGGCUUAUUUGUGCAAGAAUUGCAACUGCAGCUUAUUGUGCACCAAACUGUACAAUGUUAGAUCUUCCUGUUAAAGCAGAAGAGAACUGGAAUGUUGCUUUCCCCAAAAUCAACCGCUCCAAAUCAUUCCAGAACUAUCCAUGAUCUAUGAUGCAGCCAAAAGAAGAAUAAAGUUUCUCUGCUCCCCUUAAAAAGCUUGAUGCUUGCAGUACCUUGAGAUAUCUUUUAAACAAAACCCAUAAUUGAAGAGUGAUCAUGUCUCGAGCAAGGCAACCACCACUAGUAACUGGGAUCUCUCCAAAUGAAGGAUUUCCGUGGACAAAAGUAACAAUCAGAGGAGAAAAUCUAGGAACAGGGUCCAUAGACCUCAUAGGAUUGUCCAUAUGUGGACACAACUGUUUGUUGACUGCAGAAUGGAUGUCUGCUAGUAAAAUAGUCUGCCGAGUUGGGCCAGCAAAAAAUGAUAAGGGAGACAUCAUUGUAACCACCAAAUCGGGUGGCAUAGGAACUUCAACUGUUUCCUUUAGACUGAUGAAGCAAGAGAAAAUAGGUAUCCUAGAUCAGUCAGCUGUUUGGGUUGAAGAAAUGAACUAUUAUGAUAUGCGGACUGAUAGGAAUAAAGGAAUUUCUCCCUUAUCUCUACGUCCAGCAAAUCCUCUUGGGAUAGACAUAGACAAAGGCAAAACUUCACCUAAGGAUUUGGAAGGAUUAUUUCAGGGUAUGAGUGGGGAUUUUACUAGUGAAAAAUUCUCUGCCACCUGGUAUCUGAUAGAAAAUCACUCUGCUACAAGCUUUGAUCAACUAAAAGUUGCUGCAAAUUUUUUAAGGAAACAGGCAAAUAAGAAGAAUGAGGGAAGUCUAGCCUAUGUGAAAGGAGGCCUCAGUACAUUCUUUGAGGCUCAGGAUGCUCUUUCAGCAAUUCAUCAAAAGUUGGAAGUGGAUGGGACGGAAAAAGUGGAAGGAUCUAUGACGCAGAAACUGGAGAAUGUACUCAACAGAGCAAGUAACACUGCUGAUACACUGUUCCAAGAAGUUUUGGGGCGCAAAGAUAAAGCAGAUUCUACCAGAAAUGCACUGAAUGUUCUUCAGCGCUUUAAAUUUCUCUUUAAUCUUCCCCUUAAUAUUGAAAGAAACAUUCAAAAGGGCGAUUAUGAUGUGGUUAUAAAUGACUAUGAAAAGGCUAAGUCACUAUUUGGGAAAACUGAAGUCCGCGUGUUCCAAAAAGUUUAUGCAGAAGUAGAGACACGUAUUGAUGCACUGAGGACCCUCUUGAUGGACAAGUUACUUGAGAUGCCAUCAACUCUGCAUGACCAGAAAAGAUAUAUAAGAUACCUCUCUGAUCUCCACACACCAGGUGACCCUGCCUGGAAGUGUAUAAUGGCCCAGCAUAAGUGGAUCCUGCAACUUAUGCAGAGCUGCAGGGAGAAUUAUGUGAAAGGGAAAAAGGGUGCAACUGUUCUCCAUAGCCCAAUGCUAGACUUAGACAGUGAUGUGCGGCCUUCUCCCAUAAGUCGCUUGAGUCAAACCACGUCAGUGAAAAGGGCCAGCAGUUUUCAAUCUUCUCGGGAUGAUUCUUGGCGUUUUAAGGCACCUCAGCUUGUAACAUAUGUUGACAAUCUAACAGAAAUUGUUAUAAGUCAACUGCCAAAUUUCUGGAAGCUUUGGAUAUCCUAUGUGAAUGGAAGUCUUUUCAGUGAAACAGGAGAAAAAUCAGGACAAUUUGAGAAACUUAAGAAAAAUGCCAGAUCCCGACAAAAUGAUUUCAAGAAAAUGAUUCAAGAGAUAAUAAAUUCACUUGUGAAACUCAUCCGAGGAGCUCUUCUUCCAACCAGCCUGACUGAGGUGGAGCUGAAACAAUAUGGAGGGUGGGAGGCAAAAAUGGAACUUUCAGGCCAGUGGCUAACCCACAUUAUUCAUACUAUGAGGCUUAAUUAUGAAUCUUUGACAGCACUGGAAAUUCCGAAUGAUCUCCUGCAAACAAUUCAAGAGCUAAUCUUGGAUUUGAGAGUGCAUUGUCUCAUGGUUACCUUGCAGCAGACUGCUGAUGAUGUUAAGAGGCUUGCAGAGAAAGAAGACUGGAUUGUUGACAAUGAAGGGAUCACUUCUUUGCCUUCUCAAUUUGAGCACCAUGUUGUGCAAACCCUACAAGCUCUCAAAGAAACCAUAGAUUGCAAGGCUGGAGAAACCAGUAUUUUUCAGCAUGAGAAGAACCAGCAACAUGUCUUUGAGCUUUCCAUUAACAUCAUGAAGGUUUUUAUUGAUUCUUUGGAGUACUUGAGUACAAAAGCUGAAGGAGAUCAAGAAAGCAUGCAUCUCAGUAGCCUUCCAUUAGAUAUUUCAUCCCCAGACUUACUUGGAAGCUUGCAUGAAAAUUUCACUCCUACUCCAGAACAAAGACUACUGAUUGUCCUAAGCAACUGUGAGUACCUGGCACAUCACACCUUCAACAAUUUGGCCGAACACUUUGAGAAGCAUGGUUUCCAAGGAACAGAGAAAAUUGCACAGGUUAGCAUUGAUGCUGUGAAGUAUCUGGAUCAGAGGCUCUUUGAAACCUAUAUUGAACUAAAAUCGGAUCCAAUUGUUGGCUCUCUAGAGCCUGGAAUUUAUGCUGGAUAUUUUGACUGGAAGGACUGUCUUGCACCUACAGGUGUCAGAACUUACUUAAAAGAAGCUUUAGUUAAUAUCAUAGCUGUGCAUGCAGAGGUGUUUACAAUUUCGAAGGAACUUGUCCCGAGAGUUCUUUCACAGAUUAUAGAGGCCGUUGCUGAAGAAAUGAGCCGAUUGAUGCAAUGCGUAUCAUCCUUUAGUAAAAAUGGAGCAUUACAGGCCAAACUGGAAAUAUGUGCCCUUAGAGAUGCUGUUGCUUCGUUCCUGACUCCUGACAGCAUAUCUAGCUUUAAGCAGGCCCUUGAAGCAUUACCUCAACUUCCCAAUGGAGCAGAUAAGAAGUUACUUGAAGAGCUCCUGAACAAAUUCAAGAGCAGCAUGCACUUACAGCUCACUUGCUUUCAACCUUCCUCACGAAGCAUGGUGAAGACAUAAUGCUGACAAUAUCUAAGGGAUGCAAAUGCCUAAUAUGAAACUAAGUAUCAUAGCUUGAGAAUUUUUAAAAAGUUGUACAUUAAAUAUGUGCCUGCUAAGCCACAAAAUUAUUUCUUAAAAAGGCUGAAAAUCAAAGCAUACUGUUGUUUUGUUGAUGUUUGUCAAGCACAUUUAGCAAAGUUAGAAGCUUAUGUUAGUAAUUUAACUUGGUAGCACCUGGUGCUCUAACCCUAUUUGUAAAAUCUUUAAAUACAUUUCAAGUUGCAUGUCAUUUUCAUAAGGAAAAAAACAUUAAAAAGAGGAUUAAACACUUUAAACUCAGUAUUAGUGUUUCAAGUAAACAUUAUUCUUCAGAAAUGUUAAGUGAUGUACCUAAGUACACAGUUUUUGUGCAUUUCCUUCCCAGCAUUCAAUUUAGAAGCAAGAAUUGAGAACACCAUGACACUUCAUGCAAAAUACAUAAUCUGAGUGUAUUUACCACUAACUUGUGAAAGUUUGAAGAUAUGUACCAGAAGGGCAUGUUCCAAAUCUGGAAUUAUUAAUUGUUAUUUAUGUAUUGCAAGUGAAUAAAUACAAUACAGCAACUUAAUUCUGUUUCAAAGCUUGGGACAUAUUUUUUUAAUUCCUAAAAUUAUAAUUUUAAGGCUGUAAUUUAUUGCAGUCAGGGCAGUAUAAGAAGUGAUAUGAUCAAAGUCUCAUCCGUGAUCAAGCAUUAAAUGGGAAUAUCCCAUAGUGAUAACAGAUUUAAUGCUGUAAUUUUGUUUAAUCUGGUCUUUAAAAUUAUAAUGGGCCUUCCAAGCAAUGUAAGGAAAAGCUAUUCCUACUUAGCUUUGGCUUCAGUUGCUGGAGAAUUUGCUAGAGAAAUGCCAAAAACAUUUGUGCCAGAACAUGUCCUGCUCCACCAUAGGCAAAGAUAAAAGCAAAUCCAAUAAUGCCAUUACUUUUAAAAAGCUAGGUAAAGAUUUUGAAAAGAAAGGAAGUAAAAUGAUUCAAAAGACAAAAGAGAAAGUUUAGGGAACAAACUAAAAUGGAUCAUUUUCAGUCUGCGACCCGACAUCAAUAUAGGGGACAGAUUUGCCUUCUGUGCUGUAUAUUGUAUAAAUCUUAGAAACAGAAUCAUAACCUAAAUAACAGUUAAUGUCAAUACAGGGGACAGAUUUGCCUUCUGUGCUGUAUAUUGUAUAAAUCUUAGAAACAGAAUCAUAACCUAAAUAACAGUUAAUGUAUGGAAUAAAAGUAAUCAUGGAAAAAUUUCCAGCCAUUAAUGUUUCCAUAAAACAUAGGAGCAGAAUUAGAUCACUUGGUCCAUUGAGUCUGCUCCAUAAGCAAUGCUUCAUCAAUGUGCAGUUUAUACUGAAAGCCAUUAGUUUUAUUGACAAAGACAGGCUAACUGUUAUGAGACAUCCCACCUCUCCCGGAAGAUCCAGGAGUCUCCCGCAUAUUAAUAGUGGCUCCCUGAUGCCCGCAAAUUAUAUACAAUAUCACGGAAAUCAAUUUUUUGAGAGCGAGCGAGAGAAAGCAAGCGAGAGCGCGCGAGCGACCACGAGAGAGAGAGCGAGAGCGCGCCAUGGCAGAGUGUUCCAAAAAAAAAUAUAAAACGUACAGUACGUCACCCCAGACUACACUAAAGUGUACCCCUGCCUAAUAGGGGUCAACAAUAAUGACAGUGUUGCUCGCUGCACUGUUUGCAACAGUGACUUAUCUAUUGCCCAUGGUGGGUUAAGACUGUAAAAGACAUGUUGAGGUGAGUUUAACAGGUGUCAUUCAUUCAUUAGCAUAGCUAACGUUAUUUAAACUAGCUGACUAGCUGCUCAGGAGCUACUCUAUUGCAGACAUCCCACCUCUCCCGGAAGUCUCCCGCAAAUUGAUGGUGCUCCCUCCCUGAAAUGAGUUUUUGCAGGGUGGGAUGUCUGUGUUGUGGAAUUAGUUUGUGCUGCUAACAUUC